AUGAAACCCAUUCCUGCCAGCACCGAGUACUACGCCCUAGGCCCCUUCACCCGCCCGAUAAGCACAACCUCCCCGGACGCACAGACAUGGUUCAACCGCGGUCUCGUCUGGGUCUACGCUUUCAACCACGCCGAGGGGGUUUCCUGCUUCCGGCAGGCCAUCGCACAUGACCCCUCGUGUGCCAUGGCAUAUUGGGGUCUUGCGUAUGCCGUUGGUCCGAACUAUAAUAAACCCUGGGAACGGUUUGAUCGGCAUGAUUUGGAGACUUCGGCGAGGAGGGGGUUUGAUGCGGCGAGGGAGGCCAAGAAGAUUGUCAAUGCGAAUGAGAAGCAUGUAGCCCCGUGGGAACAGGCGGUUAUCGAGGCGAUCCAGACGCGCUAUGAGAGCCCAGAUCCGCCGAGUGACCCCGGUCUCGUGAAUCGACGAUAUGCCGCCGCCAUGGCGAGUGUGUAUCAGGCCUUUGGCGAGGAUAUCGAGAUUGCAGUCCUAUACGCCGACGCCCUUAUGAACGUUACCCCCUGGGCGCUCUGGAACCUGUUUACAGGGGAACCCGCACCGAAUGCGCCGACGACGCUGGUCAAGUCUGUGCUGGAGGGGGCACUCGCUCGAGAAGGCGCACACGACCAUCCCGGGUUACUGCACUUAUACAUCCACUAUAUCGAAAUGUCCCCAAUGCCCGAACUCGGAAUCAAGCUCGCCGACCGCCUGCGCGAGCUCGUGCCCGAUGCAGGCCACCUCCACCACAUGCCCACCCACCUCGACAUCCUCGUCGGCGACUGGAGACGAUCCAUCACAUCAAAUCAAAAGGCCACGCUUGCUGAUGAAAAGUACCUCAAGAACGUCGGGCCGUAUAACCUAUACACCUUCUACAGACUACACAACUACCACUCGCUCAUCUACGCGGCCAUGUUUGCGGGUCAGUACGCGACGGCGAUUGAUGCUGUGACCCGGAUGGAGGAGUCUGUGCCUGAGUGUGUAUUGCGUAUGAGAUCUCCGCCGCUGGCGGACUGGUUGGAGAAUUUUCUGGCGGCGAGGUUGCAUGUCCUUAUUCGGUUUGGGAUGUGGGCGGAGAUUAUCCAGACUGCCUUGCCGAAAGAUCAAGAGUUAUACUGCGCCACGACGGCUACAACGCACUAUGCCAAGGGUCUCGCCUUCGCAGCGACAGGUCUAGUCUCCAUGGCCAAGAAAGAGCGCGAGGCAUUCUAUCAAGCGCGCUCCCGCGUUGCGCCCUCGCGUCGGGCCUACAACUGCAAAGCGGUUGAGACAUUGGCCGUAGCCUCCGCCAUGCUCGAUGGCGAGAUCGCCUACCGCGAAGGAAACUUUGAUGCAGCCUGGAAACACCUCCGGCACUCCACCGAACUCGAUGACAAACUCCCCUAUUCUGAACCCUGGGCGUGGAUGCAACCAGCCCGGCACGCGUACGCCGCCCUCCUACUCGAACAGGGCCACGUCGAAGAAGCAGCGCGAGAGUACCGUGCGGAUCUCGGCCUCGACACAUCACUCAUUCGACCGCGCCGGCACCCGAAGAAUGUCUGGGCGCUGCAGGGGUAUCAUGAGUGUUUGGUGCGGAUGGGAAGAACAGAAGAUGCGGCUGUUAUUGAGCCUGCGUUGAGACUUGCAAUGGCCGUUGCGGAUGUACCGAUUCGCGCGUCGUGUUUCUGUCGACGGGAUACGGCGGGUGUGCCGGACGUUAUUGAGAAGAGUAUUUGCAAGGAUGGAAAGGGGAAGGGGAGCCGGUUAUGA
Molecule: messenger RNA, 1743 nt
Organism: Aspergillus calidoustus
Lineage: Eukaryota; Fungi; Ascomycota; Eurotiomycetes; Eurotiales; Aspergillaceae
Source: the annotation of a GenBank genome assembly